This is a messenger RNA of Diaporthe amygdali, 1881 nucleotides long. RefSeq lists its product as uncharacterized. The coding region runs from base 1 to 1881 and encodes 626 amino acids. The transcript has a single exon. NCBI's taxonomy places the organism in Eukaryota, Fungi, Ascomycota, Sordariomycetes, Diaporthales, Diaporthaceae. The record is from RefSeq and is a predicted model, not a curated record.
AUGAUAACCACAUUUGCAAAAAUUCCAGCCGACCUCUGCCUCAACGAUUUACUGAUGAAAAUGUCCGGCAGUCGAACGUUUCCACCUCCUUCCCCUCCAUUCCUACUUCUUCCACCUCAGCUGCGACGUCGCGUUUACUUUUGGGCUGGUUUGGCGCCGGUGGAAUGGGAUGAGCUGCCUUGCGUCUUAGACCUCCAUGGCGACUUCGACACCUCACGUCUCGGCUUUCAUGGCUUACUGAUUUCCUGCCGGAAGGUCUAUACGGAAGCAUCUGCACUACUCUACUCUCUUAACAGAUUUGUCAUUCGAAUGCCGCCUCCCAGCCCGUAUGGGAUGUACAUGCCUCAGCGCACAGGACUUGCCCCUCUGCGAGCUCUCACCGAUUCAUCUCUCGCAUCGCUCAGAAACCUCAAGAUCGUUAUCAGUGAGGCAUCGUGUCAUCCUCGGAAGGCCAAGGUCUCCAAGGGUCAGUGUUGCGAUUACGUCGACCCGCGCCUCGACAUUCCGCCGCGCGGCUGCAAAAGCCACGAAAACAUCCCUCACGAUGGCCCACUGGAGGCCGUUGACCCAUUCACGCAAGCAACGCUCGCCGAAUGGCAGUCAACAGCAACGCUUCUGUCUUCACGGGGUGUGAAUCUGGCCAAUCUCGAACUAUCCUUCGUUUGUGACGUCUGCUGCGAAGAACCACAGAUAGCUCGACUUGCAGUCGCGCCGCUCGCGUCCUUGGCUCCACUGAAGGACUGCCACGUCCGGCUAUGCAGAGAGUCUAGCGCCGAGAUCCAGGAAAUAGCACAGAAUGCUGUUUUGAAUGCUCGAGGCAUCUCUCAGAUGCAUAAAGGGAGUUCAAAUUCAGCAGGAAUGGGCCGCAAGGAGAAUGAUAGCAGCGCGUCUCGGCUGCUUGCCCUACCGCGCGAGCUUCGUUUCCGCAUCCUCGAGCACACCGACCUCAUCACGCCAUGGAAAGAGGUCUCGUGGGAUAGAGAUUCAUCUGCAUACUCGGCAAGUCGAAGCGGCUGUUACAACCUGGAGGGCCGAGGCAUUGAGUGUGCACCUGCUGUCCACCACGGGUGCCAAUUCUCCAGAUGUUGGCUGACUUAUCCUGAGCCGUCAAUUGGAUGUUUCUGUCGUCUUGCACACAGCGCUUCGUCGUCUACAUGCAGGUGCUGGGGUGCCCCGAAGGCGUUGUUCCUCAUCUGCCGGACCCUCUACCACGAUGCGCAAGUUGUGUUCUUCUCUGGCAAUCGCUUUGUGGUCCACGAUUUCGACUCUCUGAGCCCUUGGCGUCACCCUCCUUUAUCUGCAAAUGGCGGCUAUCCGAAUCAGCGUUUCGCUAUCUCUAUCUUUUUAAGGGAUGUUGUACCGAAUAAUUGUCCGAGUCUGCUCCGCUUUGUAGAGAUAGUUUUCCCGCCUUACCGCUAUGACAGCUGGCCCAUGGACGACGAUGCCGCUAUGAAGGACUGGGUCAGUUGCAUCGGCUGGAUGAAGCAGAAAAUGAAUGCACAGGCUCUGACAGUGCGCUUAUACAUGGCAGAUACGAGUGACCUGUCGCCACAGGGUGACCGGCGAGUUAUGUGCAAGGGAAACGAACAUGAGGUGCUGAAAGCAUACACGCGCAUCCUGGGCCCCCUGGCCCAGCUUGGAAACGCUGGCCUGGCCAAAUUCUACGCUCACUUCGUAUGGCCAUGGACUUGGAUCUACGAGGUUCAGAGUAGACUGUAUGGGGAAUCAGAGGACGGCCGGCGGUGGCUAGCCGAUAAGGAAGCAGUGCUGAAGGAGCGUGCCGAGCGCUGGGUCAUGGGGGAGAGGUACAAGUCACUGUAUGAGAAUGAUAAGGAGCCGCCAGAGAGCCUCUGGAAGCUCUUUUUUGUUAGAGACUGCUAA